Apis dorsata (giant honeybee) is the source of this 1386-nucleotide messenger RNA. RefSeq names its product E3 ubiquitin-protein ligase LRSAM1-like. The coding region runs from base 1 to 1386 and encodes 461 amino acids. The transcript has 10 exons. The record is from RefSeq and is a predicted model, not a curated record. Lineage: Eukaryota; Metazoa; Arthropoda; Insecta; Hymenoptera; Apidae. Gene Ontology annotation, molecular function: protein binding.
AUGUCUGAUUUAGCUAAAGAUUUAUUAAUACAAUAUUAUGGGUUUGGUGCAGCAUCGAGUGGCAAAAAGUUUCUCUCGAUACAUCGUAAUAUCGAAAGAGUAAAAAACGAAGAUGAAAAACAGAUUACUGAGCAUUCUUUAACCAGCAAUGAUGAGAAUGUGGCCAAUGAAGAGUUUCAGAAAGAUAUUGAGGAGGAUCGAAAAGUUAGUAUUGGAAAUGACUUGUAUCCACAAUCCUCACAAGUUUUAAAUAACUUGGAAGAUAUAUAUGACAAUAAUGAAAAUUUCGAUAUAAGAGAUAUCGACUUUGAAAUAAAUGAUGACAUAAAAGAUGCAAAAAAAAAUGAAUUAAAUUUGGAACUUAUCGAGGAUACAUUUUCUGACGAUGUUUCAGAAUAUUCUUCCUUGUCACAUAAAGAAUCAAAAACAUUUUUGAAGAGUAAUACAAGUGUACCGUCAAACGAAUCUAUUUCAUCGCCAUUAGUACCAAAAAAGGAACCUAUUUACAAUGAUAUGUUUGCAGAUUUUUCAAAUACAGAUUUAAAACAAUUUCCUAUUGUGAUAUUAAACAACUUUUCACAAUUAAGGAUGUUAUAUUUGUCGAAUAACAAUUUGAUCGAAGUUCCUGAUGAAAUUUUUACUUAUUUAAAUUAUCUACAGUGGUUAGAUAUCAGAAAUAAUCAAAUUACUUUUUUGCCAGUUAGCAUUAAAUGGCAUAGCUGCUUAGAAACAAUUUUACUUCAAGGAAAUAAAAUGAAGGAAUUACCAUUGGAACUUUGUACUCUAACAAAUCUAAAAAAUCUUCAAGUAGCAGAUAAUCCACUUAUCAUGCCACCGCAAGAUAUUGUAGGUUCCGGUUGCGCUACCAUUUUAGAAUUCUUACGGAUUGAAUGGAAUAAACUACAUCCUGAUGAAUGGAUAGAACCCAAGAAAACUAAAAUUGAACCAAAAUUAUCAACAAUUCUAUGUUAUCAAUCUCCACGAAAAAAUAAAAAGAAAAUAACAUCAUUAAAGGACACCAUGUGUAAUAGAAAUAUAGCUAUAAGCGAAAAACGUAAAUUAUAUAAGCCAAGUAGCAGAUGUGAAAAUAAAGGUGCAAACAUUAUAAUGGAACAUCGAUUAUUAUGGUUUUCUAAGUUAAGAGAUUUAAUUGCUAAACAAACAGCAACAAUUCAAAAAAUAAAAGAUGAAAAUUUUUUAAAAGAAUGGAGGCGGGAUAAAAGAAGUUAUACCAAAGCUAUGCAAAAGGCAAUGAAGAGAAAUGAAGAUGACAUUCCAUUUGAUAUUGAUGUUGAAGAUUAUGCUUCUAUAUUCAAACAAAAUUCUAAAUUGAAAAAGUUGAAAUCAAAGAAAAAAGAUAAACAAAGAUUUUCAUCACCUAUGUAA